Molecule: messenger RNA, 2317 nt
Organism: Petromyzon marinus (sea lamprey)
Lineage: Eukaryota; Metazoa; Chordata; Hyperoartia; Petromyzontiformes; Petromyzontidae
Source: RefSeq, a predicted model, not a curated record
UGGUUGUGAGGUGGUGGUUGUGGAGGUGGCGAGGCAGUGGUGAGUUCGUGGUGGUGGUGAGUUGGUGCAAUGGGCAGGCGUACGGGCCGCCCCCCGGGUCGCACGCCCGUGUACGCGAGCGAGGCGGAGCGGCGCGAGGCGCGCACGCGGCGUGACAAGGAGCGCAAGCGGCGCAGCGUGCACGUGGGGCGGCACAAGGAGCGCUGGGACGCGGCGAAACGACGCGCGGGCACCGCUCGGGACGAGGACUUCGCGGGGCAGCUGCUCGCCCUGCUCGACCGGGCAGCUGUGGUAGCAGAGGCAGCUGAUGGUGGUGCUGCUGCUGCUGGUGGUGGUGGAGAUGAUGGUGAUGAUGCAGCAGCAGCAGCAGUGACUGCGGUGGGAGAUGACGAGGCAGCAGUCGAAGGAGGAGGCGUCGGUGGUGGUGGUGAUGGAGGAGGAGGAGGAAUAGCAGGAGAAGAUGGAGAUGUCAUAACUGCAGCUGCUGCGUCUGUUGCAAAUACUUUGAGCGUGAAGCCAGACAGAUUAUCGAAGAACAAAGCAAGUCAAACUCGCAUUAAGUGUGAAUCUUCUGCUGAAAAACUGGGUGAAAGUGGCAGGACCAGAAAGCAGAACGGAUCGGACAUCAGGCCAGUGUUUAAAGAACAUGAUUGGCAGAAAGUUGCAGGGGGGAAGCCAGGCUCAUCUCACUCCACUAGAAGGGAGUGCGCCACAAGUAAAAAUUACAAGGAAGAUGAUGACGACAGUGGUGAUGAGAGCGAAGGGGACGAAGUCGCCGAAGAACACGAGGAUGAAAACGAGGCAGUAGCGGGAGCAGCGGAAAAAGAGAACCAAUCGAAACAUUCGGCGGAGGAAGACGUGGCGGCAGAUGAAGGCAAGAGCAGCGGUAGUGGCAGCAGCAGCAACAGCAGUAGCAGCAGCAGCAGCAGCAACCAAGACGAUGACGAGGCAGAGGAUAAUGAUGUACAAGACGAUGAUGGCAGGGACACAGAUGGGACGGCCAAUGCGGCCGUCGUGGUGAAGGACACGCCGCGGGACGCGUACGACUUUGGCGGCAGCGACGACAACGCCGAGGAGGAAGUCGGAGCGUGUGGCGAGUGUGGGAGCGGCAGUUCCGUUGAAUCGGAUUCCGAUUAUGACAAGGAAGGCAAGAAGCCGGGGCAGAACACCCCUGCACAAACACGGAAAGGUGCCAAGGACAUUGGAGAUGAUGACAAACCAAAGAAAAGGAAGUAUCAGAAGAAAGACCCUAACGAACCUACCACCCGUAAAGUAAGGAGGAAAACCAAGCAGAUGGACGCCGAUGGGCUGCCCGUCCUCUACCACUGCACGCAGCUUGGCUGCGAGAAGGUCUACCGUGUCAAGGAGUACCUAACAAACCACGUGAAGGCUGUGCACGGCGACCGCAAGCUGGUGUGUGGCAUGCAGGGCUGCGGCAAGCGCUUUGUUCUGCCUCGCCACCUCAAGAAGCACCAGCUUCUCCACUCGGACGAGAGGAAUUUUGUAUGUGAGACGUGCGGAGCUUCGUUUAAAUCCAAGAAGAACCUACUCAUCCAUCUGAGGAUCCACACAGGAGAAAAGCCCCUGCAGUGCGAGCUGUGCGGGUACCGCUGCCGGCAGAAGGCGUCGCUCAACUGGCACAUGCGCAAACACAACAUUGAGCUGAGCUUCUCGUUCGCGUGCGACCUCUGCGGCAAGCGCUUCGAGAAGAGCGACAACCUCCGAUGCCACCAGCUCAAAAGUCACCCCGACCGGGAGCCGGGCAACCCAUACCCCGAGGCCGCGCCAGUGCAGCCACACGCUUGCUGACAGGACUUUGCGCCGUCUUGCAUUUCGAACAAGUAAGAUGCGCAAGCUGGCCGAGGACGAAUUUUGCACCCAGCAAACUCUGGAUCCGCCAACCAUGACAUCCGGUGGGAUGGCAUAGGAGCAAGUUGUGGACUCGGCGUACACCACAUAGACUUGUUACUAAUAGGUUGCUGUAAAACCAAUUGAUGUGUCUUUGUGUGUGUACACGAGUGUAUAUGGGGACAGCGGUAUUUACAGUGGUUUAGUGCGCUGAGCUAUGAACCAUGCAAACGGAGUCCCGGCCACAGCUGACAUCAGUGGCAAACAAUAUCAGAACUUGUUUUGGGCCACUCUUUAAUCAAUCUGAGCGUCAAACGAGUACUUUCUGAGGUAUGUAAAUAUCAGAAUUUUUUUUCCAAAAUCAGAAUAUCUAUACUGGAAGAAUCUGAUGAGCUAUGAAGCUCUUUUUUUUACUUUUGUCCAGUAGGGGCGGGUCAGAAUGUUACAACAAUAAACAAUAGAAAAACAC